This is a messenger RNA of Helobdella robusta, 513 nucleotides long. RefSeq lists its product as hypothetical. Bases 1 to 513 code for a protein of 170 amino acids. Lineage: Eukaryota; Metazoa; Annelida; Clitellata; Rhynchobdellida; Glossiphoniidae. The transcript has 4 exons. The record is from RefSeq and is a predicted model, not a curated record.
AUGGUCUGCAGCAAGCAUUCAAUAUCUGCCAAUGUCCUGCUUUUUUACGUUUCUGAUUUCAUGGUCGACCGGGAUGCGAACCCUGAUGCCUUCCUGGGACACUGCUACCACGGAAAUGAUAGUCCCGGUGCCGAAAGAUUGGAUCACUUUAUCAUUGGCCUGACAUCUGCCGAUCAUUUCCAACUUGGAUCACCCAUCACCAGAGUCGCCUACCCUCUCUGCGGCCAGUAUAGGAAGCAGAUCUCACUCAAGAGCAAGCACACUGUAAGAUGCACCGCUAACCUCCUUUUCUAUCGUUUCGUCAUAAUUCAACAGCCUGCAGAUGGAGUUGGAGCGUUAAAUGUCUGCGAACUGGAAGUAUACGAGGCUAACGAUUCAAAAUGCCUCUGCCAGUCUGUUAACUUCAACCAAGAUGAAUCCUUCUGCCAGCUGAACCAGCACGUUUUCGGGUACAACCAAACUCACUUGAAUUUCAACCUUAGCUGGAGUUUCUACGAAGUUCACUACACAUAA